This is a messenger RNA of Gadus macrocephalus (Pacific cod), 779 nucleotides long. RefSeq names its product nuclear transcription factor Y, beta a (gene nfyba). The coding region runs from base 143 to 724 and encodes 193 amino acids. Gene Ontology annotation, molecular function: RNA polymerase II cis-regulatory region sequence-specific DNA binding; DNA-binding transcription activator activity, RNA polymerase II-specific; protein heterodimerization activity. Gene Ontology annotation, cellular component: CCAAT-binding factor complex; nucleus. Gene Ontology annotation, biological process: regulation of transcription by RNA polymerase II. The transcript is spliced from 4 exons. NCBI's taxonomy places the organism in Eukaryota, Metazoa, Chordata, Actinopteri, Gadiformes, Gadidae. The record is from RefSeq and is a predicted model, not a curated record.
GAGUCGGGGUACUGCGGCUCGGCGGAACGCCCCCCUGGCGGUGAGUCGGGGUACGGCGGCCCGCUACAGGACGCGCCGCUCCGCGCAGGGACUGGUUCUUUCGCAGCCAUUUUCUGUCCAACCAAACAGCCGUUCCGAGAAGAUGGACGGAGACGGUUCCACCACAGACGCCUCCCAGCUGGGUAUCACCGGAGAGUACAUGGCGUCCGGGCACUACGUACUGCAAUCACAAGAAGAUGACGGGGAUGAGAGUCUAAACGACCAUGAGGAGGGGGGCAUUAAGGAGAACUUCAGGGAACAGGACAUCUACCUGCCCAUCGCCAACGUGGCUCGCAUCAUGAAGAACGCCGUCCCGCAGACGGGGAAGAUCGCCAAAGACGCCAAGGAGUGCGUGCAGGAGUGCGUGAGCGAGUUCAUCAGCUUCAUCACGUCGGAGGCCAGCGAGCGCUGCCACCAGGAGAAGAGGAAAACCAUCAACGGCGAGGACAUCCUGUUCGCCAUGUCCACGCUGGGCUUCGACAUGUACGUGGAGCCGCUGAAGCUGUACCUGCAGAAGUUCAGAGAGGUGAGCGAGUUCCGAGUGUGGGGGUUGGGGGGGGGGGGGGCUUGUUGGUUCUGUGGCGGAGGACAUCCUUCUAGAGCAGGGGUCAGCAACCUUUUCAACAUGCAGUGCCAGUUUGAAAUGUUCUCUUUAAUGAGUAUGCCUAAAGCAACAAUAUAUUAAACAUUAAGCUGAAUUAUGCCACGGCGACCAAAAACAUUUCCAGAAGACCUGGAAU